GGUUGUGCCAUUCUCUGGUCAAAGAGACAGAGGGAGGAUCGCGCAAGUAAAAUGAACAAACCUUUUGUUUUGAACUGACCACGUGCGCGUCGGCAGCAGUCGACAUCGCGUGUGUCGCGAAAGAGAAAAAAAGUAUUAACAUCAUCGUAAAAGUUGCGCGUAAAAUAUACCAAACGACUAUAGGAUGGCGAGCACGAGUAAUGAAGUUGACCGUGUGCAAAUUCGUUUCACCACGAAACAACAGCAAUAUGCUGUGCCAGAUUAUCCUCUAUCAGUGCACUUUACGAUAAACAAAGAAGAAUUAAAUACUCUGGUUUAUGAACUUCUAAAAGAAUCAAAUGCUGAGCAGAACAAAGUAAAGUUUGACUUUAUAGUAGCCUCUCAGUUGCUGCGCACUUCUUUGGAGGAACAUCUCAUCGAAAGAGGAGUUUCCACUGAAGAUGUAAUAGAAGUGGAAUAUGUGGAGAAAUAUCCUCCACCUGAGCCCAAAGAUUGUAUCAUACAAGAUGACUGGAUAUCAGCUGUUGCUGUUUAUGGAAAAUGGAUUUUAACUGGCUCUUAUGACAAUACUCUGCACAUUUGGACGACAAGGGGCAAACAUCGGUUAGUAAUUCCUGGACACAUAUCUGCCAUCAAAGCAGUGGCAUGGCUCUCUCUGAAUGACGACAGUGCUUCCUUCGUCAGCGCGUCAGAGGAUCAAACGGCCAUGAUAUGGAAUUGGAAUAUCGUAAAAAAUUCCGUGGAAUGCGUGUACAUCUGCGAAGGACAUGAGAGGAGUAUUCUGGCGCUUGGUUUGAAUCACGACCAAACACAAAUGGCCACUGGCGGCUGGGACACGAUGCUGAAAAUAUGGUCAACAUCUACGCAGAAUGAAACAGAAAAUACGGAACCCGCGUCGAAAAGGAUAAAAGCGAAACGGAGUAAAACGAGACUUCCGCAGCGUACCUUAGCAGGACACAAAGGUGCGAUCAGCGGUCUCGUGUGGUCUGAUAAGAUGGAGAUCAUUACGGCGUCCUGGGACCACACUCUGAAGAUUUGGGACUCCGAACUGGGCGGUAUCAAGCACGAAAUCCCCGGCAAUGAGCCCUUUUUCGACGUAGACUAUUCACCGUUGGCACGCGCUGUGAUAGCGCCGUCGUCUGAUAACCGUCUGAAGCUAUACGAUCCGAGGUCUUCAGAGGGUGCGAUCGUGAAAACUGUAUUCAAGUCUCAUACACAGUGGGUGCAAUGCACACGCUGGUCGACCGUGGAUGAGCAUCUUUUCGUUUCAGGAGGGCAUGAUAGUCUUGUCAAGCUCUGGGACACCAGAAGUCCCAAAGUGCCGCUGUACGAUCUCACAGGUCACGUGGAUAAAGUUCUCUGCUGCGACUGGUCGGAUCCUAAAUUGAUAGUGUCUGGCGGCGCGGAUAAUACCUUAGGGAUAUUCAAGCAAACGGAAGAUCGUAAAUAUCGCGAUACGUUAUGAUCAUUAUGUAAUGUGGAAGCGCGUAAACUCGCAUAGAGUUUGUACGUGUUUCGUAUCCGCGAGAGUAUGUUUAUUUAUAAUUAUUAGAUGUAUAAAAUUGUUUUAUACAUUUACUCUUUUAAUAAAACAUAUAAUAAAAUUC
Messenger RNA from Odontomachus brunneus, 1607 nucleotides. Its product is annotated as ribosome biogenesis protein WDR12 homolog. The record is from RefSeq and is a predicted model, not a curated record. The coding region runs from base 185 to 1465 and encodes 426 amino acids. Gene Ontology annotation, biological process: ribosome biogenesis. NCBI's taxonomy places the organism in Eukaryota, Metazoa, Arthropoda, Insecta, Hymenoptera, Formicidae. Gene Ontology annotation, cellular component: preribosome, large subunit precursor. Gene Ontology annotation, molecular function: protein binding. The transcript has 9 exons.